CAGAUUAUACAGUGGAAGUCUGCGUUGACCUCCCACUGCAUUCACCUCUGACGAGAAGCCAUGUUUCGGUCUUUGAGAAGCGUCCAGCAGUUUAACUGCAACCUCCUGACUCUGCAAAGACCCGGCGUCAACUCGAAACUCUUCAUUUGCACGUCCAGAAUGGCCGCUUCGGAGUUCCGGGUCGAGCGGGACACGUUUGGCGAGCUCAAGGUCCCAGCUGACAAGUACUACGGCGCCCAGACUGUCAGAUCCACCAUGAACUUCAAGAUCGGGGGACCGAGUGAGAGAAUGCCGAUCCAAGUGAUCAAGGCCUUCGGAACCCUGAAGAAAGCGGCCGCGGAGGUGAACAAGGACUACGGCCUCAACCCGGAGAUCGCAGCCGCAAUCGUCCAGGCUGCAGACGAGGUUGCAGCAGGUAAACUGGACGAUCAUUUCCCUCUGGUGGUGUGGCAGACUGGAUCCGGAACCCAAACCAACAUGAACGUCAACGAGGUGAUCAGCAACAGGGCCAUUGAGAUCAUGGGAGGGAAACUGGGCUCCAAAGAUCCUGUCCACCCGAAUGAUCACGUCAACAAGAGCCAGAGCUCCAAUGACACCUUCCCCACUGCCAUGCACAUAGCUGCGGCCACAGAGGUCCACCAGGUCCUGAUCCCCGGCCUGCAGGCUCUGCACGACGCCCUCGCUGCCAAAGCUGAAGAGUUCAAAGAUAUCAUCAAGAUUGGACGCACGCACACCCAGGAUGCUGUUCCGCUCUCGCUGGGACAGGAGUUUGGUGGUUAUGUGCAGCAGGUGAAGUACAGCAUAGAGAGAAUCAAGGCUGCCAUGCCCAGGGUGUAUGAGCUGGCGGCCGGAGGCACAGCCGUGGGAACCGGACUCAAUACCCGCAUUGGCUUUGCUGAGAAAGUCGCAGCCACAGUCGCCUCUCUCACAGGACUGCCCUUUGUGACGGCGCCCAACAAGUUCGAAGCUCUGGCCGCCCACGAUGCCCUGGUGGAGCUGAGCGGAGCCCUGAACACGGUGGCCGUCAGCAUGAUGAAGAUCGCCAACGACAUUCGCUUCUUGGGGUCAGGACCCCGCUCGGGCCUGGGGGAGCUCAUCUUACCAGAGAACGAGCCAGGCAGCAGCAUCAUGCCGGGCAAGGUGAACCCCACCCAGUGCGAGGCCAUGACCAUGGUCGCAGCCCAGGUGAUCGGGAACCACGUCGCAGUCACCGUCGGAGGCAGCAACGGACACUUUGAGCUCAACGUCUUCAAGCCAAUGAUCAUCAAGAACGUGCUGAACUCUGCGCGGCUCCUGGGCGACGCGUCGGUGUCCUUCACCAACAACUGUGUGAUGGGCAUCGAGGCCAACACCGAGAGAAUCAACAAGCUCAUGAACGAGUCCCUCAUGUUGGUCACGGCUCUCAACCCACACAUCGGCUAUGACAAAGCAGCCACCAUCGCUAAGACGGCUCACAAGAAAGGCUCGACGCUGAAGGCGGUGGCCGUAGAGCUGGGCUACCUGACCGAGGAGCAGUUUGACCAGUGGGUGAAGCCAAGUGACAUGCUGGGGCCAAAGUGAACUCUGACAGCAGAAGGGACACUUUUCAACUGUUAAAUAAAAGAAAGAACUGGAUGAACAAAACUUGCUCUGAACCCUGAACAUCUCUUACUUCUUAAUACAAAUCGAGAAUCCUUUGCUACCGAUUGAUGCAGAACCUUACUUGUUUUAAAGAAAACACUUAAAAGAAAACAAAUAUUUUCUUAUGUCCAUAUUAAAAUGUGGGCCAAAUUUCUUUCUUUAGUUGGAUAAUGAUCAAGUAAUAUAACAGCAAAUCCCACAUAGUUGUAAAUUGUGUCACACAAACAGCUGAAUGUCAUGUUUCGUCAAGCAAUGCAGUACAUUUACAAUAGAUUUGCCUGUUGUAUAAAAUCAUAAAUAUGAAGUUUCAGCUAUAAAACCUUUUCUGUGGGAAAAUGUGUCAAUUUGUUUACAAACUUAGUUGGUUCUGGAAUUCAAAGUCUCACAAAAUAUCGGUUUGAGGUAGUAGUUGGUAGCUUCACAUAUUCACUCUGUGCCAUCCCAGUUAAUUCAACAUGGACUCCUGUACCCUGUGUGUUCUGGCUUACGGUAUUUGUGCAAUGUCCAGUUAAAAUGGAAAAAACAACAAGAAUUAAAAAGCAAAUAUGUCCUGGU
This is a messenger RNA of Scophthalmus maximus (turbot), 2175 nucleotides long. It is a transcript of the gene fh, whose product is annotated as fumarate hydratase. NCBI's taxonomy places the organism in Eukaryota, Metazoa, Chordata, Actinopteri, Pleuronectiformes, Scophthalmidae. Gene Ontology annotation, molecular function: fumarate hydratase activity. The transcript has a single exon. Gene Ontology annotation, cellular component: tricarboxylic acid cycle heteromeric enzyme complex; mitochondrion. The coding region runs from base 61 to 1560 and encodes 499 amino acids. Gene Ontology annotation, biological process: tricarboxylic acid cycle; fumarate metabolic process; malate metabolic process. The record is from RefSeq and is a predicted model, not a curated record.